CGUAAACAAAGAGCGGCCACCACACAGCUGACUGAGACCCACCAGGGACACAUUGCUGCAUGCACUUCUCCCCGACAAACGCGUCAGGAUCCCCGGCUGCUAGUGGAGGGUAAGGCCCCUCGAAGCGAAUGAAGAAAUAUCUUUUGCUUCACUUCUUCAGAGGACUUCUCAGAAAAGGUAAAAAGAGUAAAAGAAGAAAACGGACAUGUUUAAACUACGGAAGGCUGAACCCCGGGAUGUGCCUGACAUAUUACGACUCAUAAAGGAACUGGCUAAAUAUGAAGAGAUGGAAGACCGAGUGUUGCUGACCGAGAAAGACCUUCUGGAGGAUGGAUUUGGUGAACACCCGUUUUACCAGUGCAUUCUGGCCGAAUGGCAGGAAGAACAAAGCAACGAAGCUCAACAAGCCAUGUUUAGAGAGGGUCCUCGUGGAAGACCCUUGUCUCACAUGAUUUCCCGUUUACUUUUCGCCUCCUCAGAACCAAAGGUGAUCGGGUUCGCCAUGUACUACUUCACCUAUGACCCCUGGACCGGCAAGCUCCUCUACCUCGAAGACUUCUUUGUUGUCGAGGAGUUCAGAGGAAAAGGCAUCGGUUCUGAGAUCUUGAAGCUCCUAAGUCAUUUGGCGAUGAAGACGCGCUGCGGCAGCAUGCACUUCAUCGUUGCCGAGGACAACCGCUCAUCCAUCGAGUUCUACAAGCGCCGCGGCGCUGAAGACCUGUCCAAGGAGGAGGGCUGGCGUCUGUUCCGCUUCGAUAAGGACAGCAUCCUCAAGAUGGCGGCACCCGCGGAAGAGUGAGCUGGCCCUCCCCCCCCACCGCACUCCAGUACACAACGAGAAGAGGAGGAAGAUGGGGAGGAGGAGGAGGAGGAAGGGGUCAUCAUGGCAGGAGUCAUACCAGAGACAUGGACGUAGAGCUGGGUCCCUGUGUCGUUUUCUAAACUAGUUUGGUCGUAUGCGUCACGUAUUGACACAUGUUUACAGGAUACAAUUCUCAGGAAGCAUGGGUGACUUGCAGAAGCUAUGCAUGAUUGACGGGCCGUGAGCUAGCUCCAGCGGGCGUGGUGGUCAUGGUAACUAGUUCAAGGGGGGUUUGGGGGCCCAGACUCUCUAGUGCACAUGACUCUGUUGGAAGACUCAAGCCGGCCUUCCUCUCCGUUCGCACGGAGGUCAAAAUACUUAAACGGUAGUGUAGCCUCAAAAGGGCAUUAAUUAUCCCUAAAAUAUAUAUAUAUUUAGAUGUAGUGAGCUCUGCUUACCUCAGAUGUACCACUUAAUUUAGCGUUAACCAUAUACUUUCCUUUUUAUAUAUUCCAUGUAUACCUUUUUUUGUUAACCCGUCAUGAUGGACAGAUUUUAUUACUUAUUCUUCAUUGUUGGAGCACAUUAGUUUGUUAUGUGUAGUUUGCCAAUAAAGUUUAUUCUGAUAAGCCACA
Molecule: messenger RNA, 1437 nt
Organism: Gadus macrocephalus (Pacific cod)
Lineage: Eukaryota; Metazoa; Chordata; Actinopteri; Gadiformes; Gadidae
Product: diamine acetyltransferase 1-like
Exons: 6
Coding region: 206-799 (197 amino acids)
Molecular function (GO): N-acetyltransferase activity
Source: RefSeq, a predicted model, not a curated record